This is a messenger RNA of Peromyscus eremicus (cactus mouse), 945 nucleotides long. RefSeq names its product neuropeptides B and W receptor 2 (gene Npbwr2). Gene Ontology annotation, molecular function: neuropeptide binding; neuropeptide receptor activity. Gene Ontology annotation, cellular component: membrane; neuron projection. Lineage: Eukaryota; Metazoa; Chordata; Mammalia; Rodentia; Cricetidae. The record is from RefSeq and is a predicted model, not a curated record. Gene Ontology annotation, biological process: neuropeptide signaling pathway.
AUGUUGCUAAGUACCCAGAGUCCUCCAACAGCUGAAGCUACUAACUGCUUCCCCACUACCAACUUGUCCGAGGACAAUAACACCCAGCCCAAUACCACCUUCUCUGAGCCACUACCUAUGCUCCACAUGCUCCUGCCAACUGUGUGCUCCAUGAUCUGGCUGGUUCUCCCAGUCAACAUCUCUGAGUACCUGCUGCAGCACUGACCCUUUGGGGAGCCAUUCUGCAAACUGGUGCUGACCUUCAACCACUAUAACAUCUUUUUUAGCAUCUACUUCCUGGUUGUGAUGAUUGUGGACUGCUUAGUGGUACUGGUCACUGUGAGAUUUUACAGAUUGCCUAGACAUACCUUUGCAUCUGGCUGGAUGUCACCAUCAUGGGUCUGCCCUUUCUUUUCCUUUGCCCAUGUCUACAGCAAUGAGUUACAGGCACCCAGUUGUGGGCUACACUUCUUGAGGCCAGAGCAGGCCUGGUUCCUGCCCAGCCACAUUUAUACAUUGGUUCUGGGCUUUUCAGUGCCUGAGUGCAUCAUCUGCCUGUUAUAUGUAGAUCUACUACCCAGACUUCAUACAAUGAGGCUCCACUCUGGUGCUAAGGUUAUGAGGAAGGCCAAGAGGAAGUAACUGUCCUGGUCCUCGAUGUGUUGGCUGUGUUCCUUCUCCGCUAAGUGCCCUUCACUUGCCUGGCCUCUGGUGGCUCAGACUAUAGACAUGGAUUAGCAUCUCCUAUGCCAUCACUAGCUCAGCUAUGCCAACUCAUGCCUCAAUCCUUUCUUGUAUGCCUUCCUGGAUGACAACUUCUGCAAGAAUUUCUGUGCCAUAGGAGAAUGCACUUCAGCAAUAAGGCCAAAUAUUGCUAUGGCCCAAGACUCUGACACCCUCAUGGCAUGUGCCAUACCCCUGCCCACCAUGUCCUCAGCUUGCCAGAGCACUUGGACCUUCCCUUAA